CCAUCCGAUACGUGCAUAAUGGACUCACAGUGGCUCACUCGCCCCAUGUGAUGCUGAGUGAGUGAGUGUUGAAGUUAGUACUUCCUACCACCCGUAACAUUGCACCGCAUUUGCCAAUGAAAGUUUGCCGAAGUGGACAGCAUCGUCGCUGCCGGUUGUCAUUACGCCAUUGACUUUGUGUCACCGAAGCGAGCGACCCGCGAGGAUGAACUGCACACAACCCGCCAUCGAUGAUUUUCCCCGGGACCUGUUCACCGAGGAACAGCGGCAGAAUGGGGCAGUAGUGUUACAUGCAAUCGCUAGUUUAUAUUUAUUUGUAGCUUUGGCCGUAGUUUGUGAUAAGUAUUUUGUACCUGCCGUUGAAAAGAUUUGUCAAGCGCUAAACAUGUCCAACGAUGUAGCGGGGGCCACAUUCAUGGCAGCAGCAACCUCCGCUCCCGAGCUGUUCGUCAACGUGAUCGGCACGUUUAUCACCGAGGGUGACAUCGGUGUCGGCACCAUUGUAGGCUCUGCCGUCUUUAAUAUCCUGGCUGUGGCCGCCUGCUGUGGGAUCGGCGCCGGAAUGGUAGUGCCACUGGAUUGGUGGCCGCUGACGAGAGACUGCCUGGCCUACGGUAUCACGGUAGCCAUUUUGAUUUGCAUUAUCCAUGACGAACGCGUUGAGUGGUACGAGGCACUAAUAUUGGUGCUGCUGUACAUCGUAUACAUUGCUGUGAUGUACUAUGACAAAUCGUUUCAAAAGUGUGCCAGAGGUGGUUUGAAGCACGCCCGAAAGCGAAGAUCCCAUGACACCUCCAGCAGCCUGAAGUCAGAAUCCAGCCGUACGCAAGAGGCAAUUGAGGCGCGCACACCGCUGCGCAUUGGACACUUCCAGCAGAACGGAAACUUGAAGAAUGUGGCCCAUAUCGAUGCACCCGCGGAAUUGACGUCACCAGCCACGGCCGGUACCGGGGUGGACGUCGAAAUGCAAAUUAAGCCAUUCGCAUCGAUCGACUUGCGUGUGCCGGAGAGGGCAAUGGUAACCGCAACGACGGAUCUCGAAACGAACAAGACAAGCGCCAGUACAUCCAUUGACCCAUCGUCAGCGGAGCGUGAUGAGAGUGUUCCCGAGCGACCACCGCCACCGCCAAGUCCUGCCACACCGCCGGUACAGGAACCGGACAAGGGUAAUGGUGUAGAUCAGAAGGAAAUGACGGCGGGUGCCUUAUCGCUCAAGGAAUGGAACGGUGAGAAUGGACACGGAACAACGGGACCGGUGGCGGAGGCAGUUGUAAGAGCGCUUGAAAGUGGCACCAGCGUUGGGAGUGAUGGGACCGAUGGUACCGGUGACGGAGCUAAUCCGGAUGGCGCAGGUCCGGCGGAAGAGGAUGAGGACGAGUUUAAGCUUCUGAAAUAUCCGCUCGGCAAGAGUGCGUUCAGGCAAUUCUCCUGGAUCAUCACUUGGCCAAUCCAUCUGUUGUUUAUGUUCACCAUACCGAACUGUGAGACGCCGCGCUUCCGGAAUUGGUUCCCGUUGACAUUCAUCAUGUGCAUCGUGUGGAUCGGAUCGCUUUCGUACGUCGUUGCAUGGAUGAUAACGAUCAUUGGUGAUACGCUCAAGAUACCGGACUCCGUAAUGGGCAUCACGUUUUUGGCUGCGGGAACGAGCGUGCCCGAAGCUGUCUCCAGUGUAAUAGUAGCGAAGCAGGGUCACGGUUCAAUGGGUAUCAGCAACUCCAUCGGUUCGAACACGUUCGAUAUUCUGCUUUGUCUUGGGCUGCCGUGGUUUAUCAAGGCAGCAUUCUCCCCGAUUGAACCAGGCCACCAUUGGGUCGGUAUCAACUCGGCAGGACUGGAGUAUUCGGCCAUCUCACUACUAUCGACGCUGCUGAUGCUGUACAUUGCGUUCUCGCUGAAUAAGUUUAAGCUGGAUCGGCGGGUCGGUAAUGCUUGCCUGAUCAUGUACGCCGUAUUCCUGAUUCUGGCCAGCCUGAUCGAGCUGAACGUGUUCUUCCGCGUAAAUCUGCCGACCUGCGGACGGUGAGCCAGCGUAGACACAAGGGGCGUAGAACGGGUGUGUACGGUUGUUCUAGCGUGGGGUUGUUUUUUUGUUCCUGUCUGCAGAAACAAUCAAAGAAUAGGAAUCGAAUUAGGGCAAAGUAACCUGUGUCAAUCGGAUUCGAGACAGGUUUCGGUAAUGGGGAUACCUUAGCCCUAUCAAUUUUCUCCUCACACGCUGAAAAAGAAAGCGAAACGUGCCUUCGUACAUCGCUCCAAUACGGGGGGCAGCUUUGCAGGGAUAAUUAUUUGCAUGAUUUGAAAGUGUUGGCUGGCGGAAGGAAGAUCUUUUGGAUUGUUUGAACUUUUCUCUGUCACUUUCUUUCUAUAGACGCUAGUAUUUGCUCUCUAGUUUAUACCUUUAAUAUCUCUAUUUUCUUUACUGAUUGCCAAGAAAUGAAAGUUUUUUUUUUGAAAAAUGAAAUGAAAGAACUAAGUAGGAUCAUUACCUAAUACAAACAGGUUUCUACAAAUGACAGCUCCCAUAUCUAUUUAUCAUAUCUUUCAUAUCUUACAUCUAGAUUAUUGCAUCUUAAAGACACAUCUUGAAAAGAUCACUUGAGCAUUCCAUUGUUGUACGACGAAACAACUUAAUCGGAACGUCAAGCCGUCGGUUUGUUGUUAGUUUGUUAAAAGAGUGGUUACCCUCGAAAGGAUGAGUUAAGUAAUCCGGAAUGUUAAACGUAGAAGUUAGACGGAAUUGAAUAGUAAAAAACAAAAAAAAAAACUACUAAAAGAAUUGAUAUUUGUAAAUGUAAGAACAUAAGUAAGCACACGUGCAAAGCAGAUGAUGCGCUAGUGUACCGCGAUACGCAGCUAGACAAAAUUAGUGAAGUUAAACAUUUGACAUUGGAGAAUCGCUACCGAAUCGCGCUACGAUUCGCACGACGAAUUCCGCGGUAUGAAAUUGUUCCGUAGACACAAUCAAUUAACGUGUAUUAAUUUGUGCAGCGACACAUCACACCAGCAAAGCGGUUAGUGUGUGCAACACUAUUUCCCACUGCUUUCCCCCGCAGUAUAAUAACCUGCACCUUCUUUCUGCACCUCAAGAAAAAACAAAACAAAACGAUGGAACAUGUUGGAUGCAAUGUUACUGCACGUGUACCACGUCACGUAGGUGUUAGGCAUGCAAGCUCCUCGAAAACCCCUAACGUUCGUUCAUGGCGGCGGAACGUUGACUGUGCGAUCAACGAGUGACCCUUGUGAGAAGUGCGAUUAAACGUUGAUCUGUUGUAAAUAUUAUACCUCCAUCACCGGAAACGCCUUUCAUGAAAUCUUCCGCCUCGGCUGAAGAUAGGCUCUAUCGAUCCGUCGUUCAUCUUUUCACCAUGUUUAGUAAUUGUACGAUCUCUUCAAAAGAGAUAAAAAAAAAACAAACAAACAAUAUUAAAACCAAUUAACACAGAUUGUGUGUGUUUGAGUGUGUGUGUUUCAAAAACUAGUAGUGAAUUAUGAUUAUACAGAAAUACAUGUUACGUUCCUAAGAUA
Molecule: messenger RNA, 3525 nt
Organism: Anopheles funestus (African malaria mosquito)
Lineage: Eukaryota; Metazoa; Arthropoda; Insecta; Diptera; Culicidae
Gene: zyd
Product: sodium/potassium/calcium exchanger 4
Exons: 8
Coding region: 206-2023 (605 amino acids)
Biological process (GO): intracellular calcium ion homeostasis; calcium ion transmembrane transport
Cellular component (GO): membrane
Molecular function (GO): calcium channel activity; calcium, potassium:sodium antiporter activity
Source: RefSeq, a predicted model, not a curated record